Messenger RNA from Heterotrigona itama, 4913 nucleotides. The record is from the annotation of a GenBank genome assembly. NCBI's taxonomy places the organism in Eukaryota, Metazoa, Arthropoda, Insecta, Hymenoptera, Apidae.
AUGAACUACAGUAACCAGAAACUCUGGUACCAUCAGAAAGUAAUGUUGCAGGUGUUUUUUUAUAACUUGAUAUCAUUUGCUUCAUCGUUGCUUGCAUUCCUUUUUUUGAUGACAAAUCCAUGGAUGUGCAUAAUGAUAUGAAGAAAUACAUGAAAAGAUGCCCACGCACAGUGGCGUUUUAGAUUUAACACAUACUUGCAUACUUGUUUUGUUGUAAAUUUGAUAGUAUCUAUAAUUUAUAAAUAAUGUCUUUAAAAUAAUAAUAUUAUCCAUAAAACAAAUUUUUUCUCAGUCAACCAAAAGGGAUAAGGAUGCAAUAAAUGAGGAUAGCAGCAGCGAUGAAGAUGAAGAUCCCGACAACAUGGGUGUACCUGGUAGGUAAUUUGAUUUCUAAAUACAAAGAACUAUCAUAUCUAAUGCAUAAUCAUUUUCAUCAGGUGGUGGAAAAGACCUUGCCACUGCCACAGGGAUUGCAAACAUCAAGGACGAAAAGCCUGCAGAUGCUCCAUCUAAUGCUAUGGCUAAAGGGCAGGGAGGUUUAAACAUGAUGAAUCAGAAGAUUGGAAACAAAAUUCCUGGUGGAUUAGUGACUAAGACAGCGGCACCAGGUUAUGAAAUGGUACGUGUAGGAGGAUCACAGGGUACGCCACCUGGUUUUGUUAAUGCAAACCAUUUAGGACAAUUAGGCCAAUUGGCUGCUGCCGGUGGACCAUAUUUUCCACCAGGUUUGGCAACGCUUGCAGGUUUCAAUCCUGCGGCCUUCUUUCCACCAAGUAUGGAUAUGAGCUUAAUGAGUGGUUUUAUGGGCAUGCCAGGAAUGAAUAUGGGAGUCAAUCCAUUGGUUCAGUUGUUAAACCAAAAUGGUUUAAAUCCAAACUGGCCAGCUGGUCUAUCAGGCAAAGCUAUGUCUCAAUUAUGGAUGAAUGCUGGAGAUCCUGCGAAGAUGAAUAUGCAGCCAAAUAUACCAGAAGAGGAAGAAGUGGAUGACGAUGAUAUGGGUGUCGCAGAAACGUACGCCGAUUACAUGCCGACCAAACUUAAACUCGGUCGAAAACAUCCGGAUCCAGUCGUGGAAACCGCAUCGUUGUCUAGCGUCGAGCCAACGGACGUUUGGUACAAGGUUUCGAUACCAGAAGAAACGAUACGAACUGGAGCUUUAUCCGCUCUGCAACUUGAGUCAAUAACGUACGCGUCUCAACAACAUGAACACCUCUUGCCGGACGGUACACGCGCUGGUUUCCUUAUCGGCGAUGGUGCAGGAGUCGGUAAAGGACGAACCAUAGCCGGAAUUAUAUUCGAGAAUUACUUGAAAGGAAGGAAACGCGCUAUCUGGGUCUCCGUAUCCAAUGAUCUCAAGUACGACGCAGAGCGCGAUUUGAACGAUAUUGGCGCGUCGAAAAUCGAGGUUCAUGCGUUGAAUAAAUUCAAGUACGCGAAGAUCUCGUCGGCGCAAAACGGCAACGUGAAGAAAGGGGUAAUAUUCAGUACGUAUUCAGCUCUAAUCGGAGAAUCCUCUCAGAGCGGUGGAAAAUACAAGAGUCGGUUGAAGCAGCUUUUGCAGUGGUGCGGCGAGGAUUUCGAUGGAUUGAUCAUAUUCGACGAGUGUCAUCGGGCGAAGAAUUUGUGCCCUACAGGAAGCUCAAAGCCUACCAAAACUGGUUUGACGGUGUUGGAGUUGCAGAACAAGCUUCCCAAAGCUAGAGUAGUUUACGCCAGUGCCACGGGUGCGUCCGAGCCACGUAACAUGGCGUAUAUGGUCCGAUUAGGCAUGUGGGGCGAAGGAACGCCAUUCCCCGAAUUCAACGACUUCAUCACCGCCGUGGAGAAGCGGGGAGUCGGCGCAAUGGAGAUCGUAGCGAUGGACAUGAAGCUACGAGGCAUGUACAUCGCGCGGCAGCUGAGUUUUCACGGCGUAGCUUUCAAAAUAGAGGAAGUACCGUUAUCCAAAGAAUUCACCGAGAUCUACGACUGUUCCGUGCAACUCUGGGUCGAGGCAAUGCAAAGGUUUCAAGAGGCGGCGGAGUUGUUGGACGCCGAGAAUCGUAUGAAGAAAACCAUGUGGGGGCAAUUCUGGUCGUCUCAUCAACGUUUCUUCAAGUACCUGUGCAUCGCGGCUAAGGUGAAACACGCCGUGGCAGUGGCACGGGAGGCCGUGAAGUGCGGGAAAUGCGUGGUCAUCGGUCUGCAAUCAACCGGCGAGGCACGCACGUUAGAACAGUUGGAACGCGACGACGGUGAAUUGAGCGAUUUCGUUUCCACUGCGAAAGGAGUGCUUCAGACGUUGGUCGAGAAACACUUUCCAGCGUCGGAUCGCAAUCACAUACACCGGGUUCUCGGCAUCGAGCCGUCGAAGAUGCAGAGACUAGAGGAUCUCGACGACAUCGACGGUGCUGGUGGUUCUGCGAGCGGAAGCAAGAGAAAACCGAUACGACAGGCGGCUCAACGGGCCUCGAAGAGAGUUCGUACGUUUCCGUCUGACGACGAUUUCACCGACGACGAGAGGAACGGUGGGCAUAGUUCCGGCUCGGAAUACAAACAGAGCGGUAGCGAGAGCGAGGAUGACCACAGGACCGACGAGGAGAGUAACAUCACUUCUGAUUCUUCUUACAAUUACAACAGUGAAUCAGACUCUGAUUGUGCAGGACCCAUGGGUGCUGGAGCAACGCGUAAUCGUGCGCCAUCGAGAGAUGCCAUAGAGCGUGCUUAUACCAUGAAGAAGGAAUUGUUAUCACAAAUCGAGGAUUUGGGUGAACGAUUGCCGCCGAAUACAUUGGAUCAAUUGAUCGACGAGUUUGGCGGGCCGGAAAAUGUGGCUGAGAUGACCGGUAGAAAAGGGCGAGUUGUUCAAACGGAAGAUGGUACUAUUCAGUAUGAAUCGAGAUCCGAGGUGGACGUACCAUUAGAAACGCUUAAUUUGACCGAAAAACAGAGGUUUAUGGAUGGUGAGAAAACGGUGGCCAUUAUCUCGGAAGCAGCCAGCAGUGGUAUAUCACUGCAAAGUGAUAGACGAGCGAGGAACCAGAUGCGAAGAGUGCACAUCACUCUGGAAUUACCGUGGAGCGCGGACAGAGCGAUACAGCAGUUCGGACGGACGCACCGUUCCAAUCAAGUGAAUGCCCCGGAGUACAUAUUUCUCAUCUCAGAUUUGGCUGGCGAACGACGAUUCGCGUCCAUCGUUGCGAAACGUUUGGAGAGUCUUGGAGCUCUGACGCACGGUGAUCGAAGGGCCACAGAAACCAGAGAUUUUUCCCAGUUCAAUAUCGAUAACAAAUACGGACGUGCAGCGCUCGAGGCGACAAUGAGAACUAUAAUGAAGUACGAACCUCCGCUCGUACCACCGCCGCAGGAUUAUCACGGAGACUUCUUCAAGGAUGUGGCUGACGCACUGGUUGGCGUUGGUUUGAUCUGCAACAGCGAGAGCACGCCCGGCUUGCUCACGUUGGACAAAGACUACAACAACAUGUCGAAGUUCUUGAAUCGUAUUCUCGGUAUGCCGGUCGAUCUACAGAAUCGGCUGUUCAAAUACUUCACCGACACCUUGACAGCGAUUGUCACGCAAGCGAAGAAGACCGGCCGUUUCGACAUGGGUAUCCUCGAUCUCGGCACAUCCGGCGAGAAUGUGAAGAGAGUUAGAUUGUAUCGUUUUCUGCGAAAGCACGCCACCGGCAAGGCGCCCACCGAGCUUCACGUUGUCCACGUUGAACGUGGAAUGAAUUGGGCAGAAGCAAUGGACAAGUGCUCCGAAUUGACGGGGUCGAAAGAAGGAUUCUACUUGAGCCAUCAGAUCCGCAAUGGGAAACAAACCGCGAUUCUUGCUGUUGUAGUAGAUACCGGCAAGAAGAAAUCCGAGAGUAAAAAGGAUCAGCUGUACAUGGUUUACAGACCCAAUACAGGCUUACAAUUGAGACAAGAGUCUCUAGGUGAAUUAGAGAAAAAGUAUAAGAAGGUGUCUUCGGACGAAGCGGAGCCACACUGGUCUCAGCAGUACGAAGCGUCUGUAGAUACGUGUUCGCACGCUUACUGGCGCGGCAAUUGUAAAAACGCGACUCUUGGUAUGGAUUGUGAGGUUGGACUCCGAAGGCGUUCCUACAACGUAUUGUCAGGCUCGGUACUGAGCGUUUGGAGCCGAGUCGAAAGCAUUCUUGCCACUCGUUCCGCACACAACUCCAAGAUGCAAGUCGUACGCUUACGAACUGAUGAAGGUUUAAAAAUAGUCGGUACCCUUAUUCCAAAGUCCUGUAUGGAGAUAUUACGUCAAGAAUUGUCAUCAGAUGCCGAGAACACCGAGGAAGUUACAUUUUGAACAAUUCGUUAAUUCGCUUUUAUAGGACCAAAAGAAGCGAUUGAUGUGAAUAUAGCGUGGACAAAUCCCUCUUCUUAAGUCUUACGACGAAAUUCAGUGAAGAGGAGGGUGCACUUGCGAAUAUAUAUAGCAAAGGCGUGAAUUAAUUAAGUCAGUUGAUAAGGAUGUACCAGGUAUAUACGGAAAUUGGAAUCCACAAGCCCCUGGUUUGGCAACGACGAGUGAAACGAACCUUCUCGUUAAGUUUCUCGACGUCGUUUACGUCAGACGUUUCAACGACGGUAUACGCUUUGCUCGCCUGUUGUUGCAUCUCGGAGAAUUAUUAAGUAGCUAGAGUAUUUCUGUUUCUUCUUUCUUAAUUUUAGUCGUAGAUUGCACUCGCGUUUAGUCGGGCGUUUCGUGGGAACGAGUAUCUUUUUCUACUUUCCAUUCGUCUUCUUUUCACGUUGUUGGAUAAAAAAAAAAAAUUAUAUAUGUAUAUCUCUCAAAUCCACAAUAGUUGCAUACAAAGUACAUUUGCCGUUAGCUCCUUUUAUGGCAAACAUAUUACAUUAUUUUGUAAAAUACGUUGGUGCACAUAGAGCGAUGAUUUCUUUCUCUCUCUCUCUCU